Molecule: messenger RNA, 1609 nt
Organism: Spinacia oleracea (spinach)
Lineage: Eukaryota; Viridiplantae; Streptophyta; Magnoliopsida; Caryophyllales; Amaranthaceae
Product: monooxygenase 2-like
Exons: 6
Coding region: 351-1547 (398 amino acids)
Molecular function (GO): FAD binding
Source: RefSeq, a predicted model, not a curated record
ACAUCAUUGUUUUUGUAUAAAAAUAAAAUAAAAAAAGAGGGCAAGAGAGUAUAAGAGCUAGUGUUAAGAGUUGGCCCAUUUCCACAAUUUUUGGGAGGGACUCUUAUUUGGAGUUGAAGCUUUUGUGGACAUAGGAGAGAGACUAAGAGUCACCAAAAUAAGAGUCUCCCCUUAUUGAUGCUCUAAGUAGGUUAUACUCUGACUUCAACAAUGAUAUCAUCCGCUUUUGUCUGCUCGUAAAUUUUGUCAUACAAUACAAGUAGGUUACUGUACUAUAUUAAACUUGGUAGUGGUAUAUAAUAAGCAUCCAUGACACAGAGAUACGUGUUGACAUUAGCUUUCUGAACACAAUGGAAAACAUUGCUAUUGUUGGAGGUGGAAUUACAGGCCUCUCUUUGGCAUUAGCUCUUCACAGGUUGGGAUUGAAGAGUUUGGUUUUGGAAUCAUCAGAUGGUUUGAGAGUAGCUGGUGCUGCAUUUGUUACAUGGACUAAUGCUUGGAAAGCACUUGAUGCUCUUGCUGUUGGUCACUUGCUCCGCCCACAACACUGCCAACUCUCCGGGAUCGUUGUUACAUCAACAGUAUCAGGGGUUCCAACUGCACAACUUUCAUACGGAAACCGUGAAGUAAGAUGUGUGAAAAGAAGAGUGUUAUUAGAAACUCUUGCAAACGAGUUACCAAAGGAUACAAUAAGGUUCUCGUCUAAGGUGGUUAGCAUCCAAACAUCAGGCCAUCUAAAGCUCAUCCAUCUUGCUGAUGGCUCAAUUUUAAAGACCAAGGUUUUGGUUGGUUGUGAAGGAAUAAACUCCAUUGUAGCAAGAUGGUUAGGAUUCAAUCAGCCAUCAUUCACCAAGAGGUUCGCCAUCAGGGGUUAUGUUCAGUGUAAGGAAAAUCAUGGCCUAAACCCGGAAUUUUUGCUCUUUACAGGGCAUGGUUAUCGAUGUGGGAUCAUCCCUUGUGAUCCCACUACUAUUUACUGGUUUUUCACUUUAUCUCCAUCCAACCAAGAACAAGAAGAAGAAAUAAUAGAAAAUCCAAUGAAGAUGAAGCAAUUUGUGGUGAGUAACUUGGGACAAGUUGAAGACAAGAUAAAGGCGAUCAUAGAGAAGACUGAAGUGGAGGAUAUCAUAUGCUCUCCUCUAAGAUUCAGACCUCCAUGGGAGAUACUUUGGGGUGAUAUAAGCAAGGGAAAUGUUUGUGUUGCUGGAGAUGCAUUUCACCCAAUGACCCCAGAUAUUGGUCAAGGUGCAUGUUCUUCUUUAGAAGAUGCGAUUUUCCUUGCCAGAUACCUUUCUGAGGCAUUUUCAGUGAGUAGAUCAGAAGAAGAACAGGAAGAGUUGGAAUACAAGAUGAUUCAGAACAGCUUAAAGAAAUAUGCAAAGGAUAGGAAAUGGAGAGCCAUUGAUCUUGUUACUACAGCUUACUUAGUAGGUUUUUUGCAGCAGAGUGAUGGGAAGGUGAUGACUUUUUUGAGGGACAAAGUAUUAGCCCCCUUUUUGGCUAACUUGUUGAUGAAGAAGGCUGAUUUUGAUUGUGGACCUCUCUGAGAAUACAUGCAUGCUGCUGAAGUUUGUUUUUUUUUUUUUUAAGGAAAGAAAACUCAGGCGGA